This is a messenger RNA of Lagenorhynchus albirostris (white-beaked dolphin), 4083 nucleotides long. RefSeq names its product syntaxin binding protein 5L (gene STXBP5L). Gene Ontology annotation, biological process: regulation of exocytosis; regulation of protein secretion. Gene Ontology annotation, cellular component: plasma membrane; cytoplasm; SNARE complex. NCBI's taxonomy places the organism in Eukaryota, Metazoa, Chordata, Mammalia, Artiodactyla, Delphinidae. The record is from RefSeq and is a predicted model, not a curated record. Gene Ontology annotation, molecular function: GTPase activator activity; myosin II binding; syntaxin binding. The coding region runs from base 106 to 3687 and encodes 1193 amino acids. The transcript has 28 exons.
AGCGGCCGGAGCCGGGCCGGACCGACGCCUGCGAGCCCGCAUCCCUCCGCACCCACAGCUUUCCGGGCUGGCAGGCGGAUAGUAGCGGCUGAGUAAGUUUUUAAAAUGAAGAAGUUUAAUUUCCGAAAAGUUUUGGAUGGCUUAACUGCCUCCUCCCCUGGCAGUAGUAGCAGCAGUGGCAGUAACAGUGGUGGCGGGGCUGGAAGUGGUUCCAUGCAUCCAGGAGGGACUGCAGGGGUUCUCAGAGAGGAGAUUCAGGAAACCUUGACUUCAGACUAUUUCCAGAUUUGUAAGACAGUUCGGCAUGGUUUUCCUUAUCAGCCCACAGCAUUAGCCUUUGAUCCAGUUCAGAAAAUCUUGGCUAUUGGGACAAGAACUGGUGCUAUACGAAUACUUGGGAGACCUGGCGUUGAUUGUUAUUGUCAACAUGAAAGUGGUGCAGCUGUUCUGCAGCUCCAAUUCUUGAUCAAUGAGGGUGCUUUGGUCAGUGCAGGUUCAGAUGAUACACUUCAUUUGUGGAACCUUAGACAAAAAAGGCCAGCAGUUCUUCAUUCUCUUAAAUUUAACAGAGAACGAAUUACUUACUGUCAUCUACCUUUCCAGAGUAAAUGGCUCUAUGUUGGAACAGAAAGAGGAAAUACACAUAUUGUAAAUAUUGAAUCUUUCAUUCUUUCUGGAUAUGUUAUCAUGUGGAACAAGGCAAUUGAACUAUCCACAAAGACUCAUCCAGGUCCAGUUGUACAUUUAAGUGAUAGCCCAAGAGAUGAAGGGAAACUGCUAAUAGGUUAUGAAAAUGGUACUGUAGUAUUCUGGGACUUGAAAUCUAAAAGAGCAGAACUGAGAGUUUAUUAUGAUGAGGCUAUUCAUUCAAUUGAUUGGCAUCAUGAGGGCAAACAAUUCAUGUGCAGCCAUUCAGAUGGUAGCUUGACUUUAUGGAACCUGAAAAGCCCAAGUCGUCCUUUCCAGACCACAAUUCCACAUGGAAAAACUCAAAGAGAAGGAAGAAAAUCUGAAUCUUGCAAACCAAUUCUUAAAGUAGAAUACAAAACCUGUAGAAACAGUGAACCAUUCAUAAUAUUUUCUGGUGGGCUGUCCUAUGACAAAGCUUGCAGAAGACCAAGUUUAACCAUCAUGCAUGGAAAAGCAAUUACAGUGCUUGAAAUGGAUCAUCCUAUUGUUGAAUUUCUAACUUUAUGUGAAACACCCUAUCCAAAUGAAUUUCAAGAACCCUAUGCCGUUGCUGUACUUCUGGAGAAAGAUCUCAUUGUAGUUGAUCUGACACAAAGCAACUUUCCUAUCUUUGAAAAUCCAUAUCCCAUGGACAUUCAUGAAUCACCAGUUACGUGCACAGCAUACUUUGCUGAUUGCCCACCAGAUUUGAUUCUAGUGCUCUACUCUAUAGGAGUCAAGCAUAAAAAACAAGGAUACAGUAAUAAGGAGUGGCCAAUCAGUGGAGGAGCUUGGAACCUUGGCACACAGACAUAUCCAGAAAUUAUUAUUACUGGUCAUGCAGAUGGAUCGAUAAAGUUUUGGGAUGCUUCUGCAAUAACACUGCAGAUGCUGUACAAGCUAAAAACUUCAAAAGUGUUUGAAAAACAGAAGGUAGGAGAAGGAAAACAAACAUGUGAAAUUGUAGAGGAAGAUCCAUAUGCCAUUCAGAUGAUCCACUGGUGUCCAGAGAGCAGAAUAUUCUGUGUAUCAGGAGUCUCUGCAUAUGUCAUAAUUUAUAAAUUCAGCAGACAUGAAAUUACAACAGAAAUAGUGUCAUUAGAGGUACGACUUCAGUGUGAUAUUGAAGAUAUUAUUACGCCAGAACCAGACACAAGUCCUCCAUUUCCUGAUCUCUCAUCCCAGCUUCCUUCUUCAAGGAGUCUUUCUGGGAGCACUAACACUGUGGCUAGUGAAGGAGUAACGAAGGAUAGUAUCCCAUGCCUCAAUGUUAAGACACGACCAGUGCGGAUGCCUCCAGGGUAUCAAGCAGAACUUGUUAUUCAGUUGGUCUGGGUGGAUGGUGAACCUCCACAACAGAUUACUAGCCUUGCUGUAAGCUCGGCAUAUGGAAUAGUUGCAUUUGGGAACUGCAGUGGGUUGGCUGUGGUGGAUUUUAUACAGAAGACAGUACUGUUAAGCAUGGGGACCAUUGACCUAUAUAGAUCAAGUGACCUGUACCAACGACAACCACGGUCUCCUCGAAAAAACAAGCAGUUCGUUGCAGGUUUAACUGAGCUGAAUGACAGUCCAGUUCCCCUGGAACUUGAGCGUUGCAAGUCUCCCACUUCAGGACUUGCUACCAGAACUCCCGAGGCAGCACCAGGCUUUUAUAGGAAUGAAAUACCAGCUGUGAGACAGAGGAAUCAAGUACAUCACUUGCCAGAUCAUGUAAAUGGACACUGCACAAGUCCAACUUCUCAGAGUUGCAGUUCUGGAAAACGUCUUUCCAGUGCUGAUGUUUCAAAAGUAAAUCGCUGGGGUCCUGGAAGACCACCAUUUCGAAAAGCACAGUCAGCUGCUUGCAUGGAGAUUUCUUUGCCAGUUACAACAGAAGAAAGUCGAGAAAAUUCCUAUAAUCGCUCGAGAAGUUCUAGCAUCUCCAGUAUUGACAAAGAUUCUAAAGAAGCGAUUACAGCACUAUACUUCAUGGAGUCCUUUGUUCGGAAAAAUGACUGUACUAUCUCCCCUUGUUUGUUUGUUGGAACUAGUCUGGGAAUGGUGUUAAUCAUCUCCCUAAACCUACCUUCAGCAGAUGAACAAAGAUUUACAGAGCCAGUCAUGGUAUUGCCAAGUGGUACAUUCCUCUCAUUGAAAGGAGCUGUCCUAACAUUCUCCUGUAUGGACCGAACUGGCAGAUUAAUGCAACCACCAUAUGAAGUCUGGAGGGAUCCAAACAACAUAGAUGAAAAUGAGAAAUCUUGGAGAAGAAAGCUGGUCAUGAACUGCCCCUCUCCAUCCCAAGAAAUAGGAGAUCAUCAGUAUACAAUAAUCUGCUCAGAAAAACAAGCCAAAGUCUUCUCACUGCCUUCUCAGACUUGCCUCUAUGUUCACAACAUCACCGAGACAUCUUUUAUACUGCAAGCAGAUGUGGUGGUCAUGUGUAACAGUGCCUGCUUGGCAUGCUUUUGUGCCAAUGGGCAUAUCAUGAUAAUGAGCCUACCUAGUCUUCGCCCAAUGUUGGAUGUUAAUUAUUUGCCACUGACAGACAUGAGGAUAGCACGGACGUUUUGUUUUACCAAUGAAGGACAGGCAUUAUACCUUGUCUCUCCUACUGAAAUUCAGCGGUUAACAUACAGCCAAGAGAUGUGUGAUAAUCUACAGGACAUGCUAGGAGAUUUGUUUACUCCCAUAGAGACACCAGAAGCUCAAAACAGAGGCUUUCUCAAAGGACUGUUUGGUGGAAGUGGACAAACAUUUGACAGAGAAGAGCUCUUUGGGGAAGCUUCAGCAGGAAAAGCAUCACGCAGCCUCGCACAGCACAUUCCUGGACCAGGUGGUAUAGAAGGGAUGAAAGGUGCUGCCGGAGGGGUGAUGGGAGAGCUGACUCGUGCACGGAUCGCACUUGAUGAGAGAGGACAGAGGCUGGGAGAGCUGGAAGAGAAAACUGCAGGCAUGAUGACCAGUGCAGAAGCAUUUUCCAAACAUGCACAUGAGUUAAUGCUGAAAUAUAAGGAUAAGAAAUGGUACCAAUUCUAAACUUCUAAAGAAGCUAUGACUGCUUUGAGAAACCAUUAUUCAGGGAAACCAUAUUUAUUCCCGGCAUCACUAUUCAACUGCUAGAAGACAGUUUCUUCCACAAAAUGUUCCAUUACAGUCCAUCUGAAGUUAUCAUAAGGGAGACUUAUCAGAGACACUGUACAACCCAAAGGCUGGAACCCUGGUUAAAACCCCAAGAUAUGGCUGAAUUUGCCUCUUCCCACGUGGAAUGGAGCUAUCAUCUUGGCAUGUCGUUUGCUAAGGAUUUACAUUUAGGAACUACGGGGAGUCCUGAUUUGAAAAAAUCCUGUACAAACAAAAACCAUUAAUGCACUUAAUGAAAAAAAAUUUUGCAUGAUAAAUUAACAUCUUAAGAGGAAAAGAAAAAAAAAGCAU